UCACCUGUAAAAAAGCGUACGCGUCUUAAUUUGGGGCAUUUAUCGAUCUCAGAAAAGCAGUUCAUACUCGACUUAUAUAAACAGAUGUUAAAUGAUGACCCUGGCACAAAGAUGGUUACCAUUGUUGCAAAAAUUGAUGAAGGCGCAGGAAUUGCAAAAUCCACGGUUGACCGAACAAUAAAGGAGUAUAAGAAAACGGGAGCUGUAACACCUUCUAAACGUUCGGGGGGUCGCCCACCUUUGGUAUCGCAAUUUGACGAAAGCAUAAAAUCAUCAGUUCGUCAAAUUAUUCACAACUUUUUCUACCUCAAUGAACUUCCCACGUUGGACAAAAUCAAUAGUCGUGAAGAAUGUGUCCUUCAUCUACUUGAACGUGACGACAUAAUAAGAUGGAGACGAAAGCAUUUAAAAUCUAUUAAACAAUAUAGGAACCAAGGACGAGUCAUAUAUUACUUAGAUGAAACAUGGUUAAAUGAAGGCCAUACAAAACAGUGUGGGCUGAUGAUAACGUUCGUACUCGACGACAAGCGUUUGAGGAAGGAUUGUCUACCGGUUUAAAAAAUCCUUCUGGAAAAGGGAAACGUCUCAUUAUUUUACAUGUUGGCUCUGAAAACAGUUUCGUAAACGAGGGUCUACUACUUU
Molecule: messenger RNA, 642 nt
Organism: Photinus pyralis (common eastern firefly)
Lineage: Eukaryota; Metazoa; Arthropoda; Insecta; Coleoptera; Lampyridae
Exons: 2
Coding region: 85-558 (157 amino acids)
Source: RefSeq, a predicted model, not a curated record